AUGCAAUCACUUGACGCAUUAUGCCUUUUUAGCAUUAUACCAAUUAAUGACAGUGUGAGGUAUGGAACCACCUUUUGCAAGGGGAAUCUCGGUCGGGAAACGUUCAGAUUUGGCAAGCACCAGGACGAGGUGGUCCCGAACCUCGCCUUUGGGUGCGCUCACAACACCAGCGUCGAGGACUUGAACGGGAUCUUCGGGUUGGGCAAUAUCCCUAUCUCCUUCCUUUCACAGUACAAAGCCUCCAAGUUCUCGUACUGCUUCGGGAACUUGAACGAUCCGGAAUACCCCUACAACAUGCUUGCUAUCGGAAAAGAUGUCAGGAUGUGGGGUGCACGAACCCCACUGACGGUCGAGGACAAGUACUACGUGAACCUCGUGGAUAUUGCCAUCGGGCACAUAUGGCUGAAGACCAGCCGCCAUCUCUUUAGGAGGGAUAAAAGGAAAGGUGAGGGCGGGAUGUUGGUGGACUCCGGUUCGACUCUCACCUUCCUCCCACAGAUAGUGCUGACCGAGUUCGAGAAGAUAACGAGGAGUGUGAUCAAGAAGCUAAAUCUCCGCUUGUCCCCUUUCUCCAAAAAAUUUCGAGGAUACUCAACGCAGUGCUAUAUAGGGGAGGCCAUUUAUCUCGAACCGUUCCCGAAAGUGACGUUGCAUUUCCAGAACCGAGCAUACAUGGAGUUGACACCGGAUAAUGUGUUCUUUGAGGCCGAUGAUAAUCUUUUCUGCCUCGCGAUCCUUCCGUCAUCUUUACUCAGGAGAAAUACCACCAUACUCGGAAAUGUGAUGCAGCAGAAUUUCAACAUUGCUUUUGACCUGGAGGGAGAGGAACUAGCAUUCAACAGGAUGUCAUGUAAAAGCGUGGAGGAUUAUUAUGGUCACGAUGAGUUGUGA
Striga asiatica is the source of this 891-nucleotide messenger RNA. The record is from the annotation of a GenBank genome assembly. NCBI's taxonomy places the organism in Eukaryota, Viridiplantae, Streptophyta, Magnoliopsida, Lamiales, Orobanchaceae.